Messenger RNA from Cyclocybe aegerita, 828 nucleotides. Lineage: Eukaryota; Fungi; Basidiomycota; Agaricomycetes; Agaricales; Hemipholiotaceae. The record is from the annotation of a GenBank genome assembly.
UAUGCUGUUCCGUGCACGGUUCUCACCAACGGUCACCCGCACACCGACACCUGCACCUGCAAGCCCUGUGGUGCAUUCGCGGGCUGAAGAGCUGCCUACGAACGAAGGCCCUUCUACGAAUGAAGCCCCAUCACCUGUAACCUACCGAAAUUCGAUAAGAACCAGCAUGUCCGUGCCAGUCAACGCAUCGGAGGACGGCUUGGGAAACACAGAGGCCUCGGAGCUGCCUCCACGAUACGACGUCGCCCGAACCCCAGACCAUCCCGUCACCUACACUUUCUCUCGCCUGAGCGUCAGCAGCAGCUCCAUGCUCCUCCUCCCACCCUCAGACUCUGCGGACCAGCAGCCGCUAUACCACAUUGCCGUCGGGUUUGACCCAUUUAACCCCGGUAGCAUCAUAACGUCCGUCCGGAGAGGCGGGACGGAGGACGGGGCGUACGUUGGAGGGAUCAGAACCACGAGCGGGCCAGCAACUUUUCGGUUUGAGGCCAAUGCUGUUUCGAUUCGGAAGCAUGAGUACCCACUCUUUCGGAUCUUUUCCAAGUUCUCCGUCUCGAAAGGAGUGUAUCUCUUCACUUGGGACUCGGGAGGGAAACGCGAGAUGAUGUGGUCUUGUCCCGGUUUUCCAUCAUCUGGAACGUAUUCGUGCCGGCAUCGCCACGAUUCAAGCAUAUUAUACGCCGAAUUCACACCCGCCCGUCAAUAUAUCCGACCGAGUAGAUCACAACCUAAAUCCAAGCUAACGAUGAUGCCGCUAGGCCACGCCCUUUUCGACGACAUACUUAUAUCUGUACUAUUGCUGGAACGACAUCGCUUAACGGAGGCUUG